CGCAGACCUGGAGAGAGGGAACGCGCGCCCUCGGCGUCCAGCUUCGGGGAGUCCGCUCCUUUCAGUUUGGGCUGGAGAGACGGUAGGGGAGCCGGGAUAGAGAGCAGAGGGAGCCCGCAGGUGGGCUCGGAGCGGAGCUGGACUCUUUUGGGACCCCGAGGGGGCAGGCGGGCGGGGAACUGGAGAGGGGCGGAGCUCCCAGGUCGCGGCCGCCGCAGCCGCCCAGAGGGUCUGCGGGGGCUGCUGAGGCCGGACCCGAGGGCUGGCCCUGGGAGCACCAGGGAGCGGCGCGCCCCUGCCAGAUCGUGACCUUGCCAUUGCGAGCGGGGCCCGCGCGUGCCGUCCUGAGCUUAACCCCAAGCCCAUCCUCGUGGAGACGCACAGCCGCUGGGCUGCAGCUGCCCCGUGCGAGGGAACCCAGGCCGGGGCGCCAGAAAGCAUCCCAGGCAAUCUCUACAUGAUGCAGCUUCGAAAGACUCAAGGACCACCCGCCGUACAAGUCCACCAUGGAGAAGGCAGGAAUGGAGAUGCAGACAGCACGGUGGCAUCUGUUCUGCCCUUAGCCACUGCAUAGACUCUGGGCCCCCACGGCAGGGAGCGAGCUGCACCAAGGGAAACUUCCCAGGGCGCCCGCCCACUGUCACGCUUGUGUCUCCCCUGGAGAGAAGGCGGGAUCAUGGCCUUCCCUAGCCACUGUCUGAUCUUCUUGGCUCUUGCCUGGUACUCCUCUGCCUAUGGGCCUGACCAGCGAGCCCAGAAGAAGGGGGACAUUAUUCUCGGGGGGCUCUUUCCUAUUCAUUUUGGAGUAGCAGCCAAAGAUCAAGAUCUGAAGUCCCGGCCGGAGUCUGUGGAAUGCAUCAGGUAUAACUUUCGUGGUUUUCGCUGGUUACAGGCGAUGAUAUUUGCCAUAGAGGAGAUCAACAGCAGCCCAGCCCUUCUCCCCAACAUGACGCUGGGAUACAGGAUUUUCGACACUUGCAACACCGUGUCUAAAGCCUUGGAGGCCACCCUGAGUUUUGUUGCCCAGAACAAAAUCGACUCUUUGAACCUUGAUGAGUUCUGCAACUGCUCUGAGCACAUCCCCUCCACUAUCGCUGUGGUGGGAGCCACGGGCUCGGGCGUCUCCACGGCAGUGGCCAACCUGCUGGGGCUCUUCUACAUUCCCCAGGUCAGCUACGCCUCCUCCAGCAGACUCCUCAGCAACAAGAACCAGUUCAAGUCCUUCCUCCGUACCAUCCCCAAUGACGAGCACCAGGCCACCGCCAUGGCAGACAUCAUUGAGUAUUUCCGCUGGAACUGGGUGGGCACCAUUGCAGCUGACGAUGACUAUGGCCGGCCAGGGAUUGAGAAGUUCCGAGAGGAAGCCGAGGAGAGGGACAUCUGCAUUGACUUCAGCGAACUCAUCUCCCAGUAUUCUGAUGAGGACGAGAUCAAGCAGGUGGUGGAGGUGAUCCAGAAUUCCACGGCCAAGGUCAUUGUUGUCUUCUCCAGUGGCCCAGACCUGGAACCCCUCAUCAAGGAGAUCGUCCGGCGCAAUAUCACCGGUAGGAUCUGGCUGGCCAGCGAGGCCUGGGCCAGCUCCUCCCUGAUCGCCAUGCCUGAAUACUUCCAUGUGGUCGGAGGCACCAUUGGAUUUGCUCUGAAGGCGGGGCAGAUCCCAGGGUUCCGGGAAUUCCUGCAGAAAGUCCACCCCAGGAAGUCUGUCCACAAUGGCUUUGCCAAGGAGUUUUGGGAAGAAACGUUUAACUGCCACCUCCAAGAAAGUGCUAAAGGACCUUUGCCCGUGGACACCUUCCUGAGAAGUCAUGAAGAAGGUAGCAGCAGGCUAAGCAAUAGCUCCACUGCCUUCCGACCCCUCUGUACAGGGGCUGAGAACAUCAGCAGUGUGGAGACCCCUUACAUGGAUUACACGCAUUUACGGAUCUCCUACAACGUGUACUUAGCGGUCUACUCCAUUGCGCACGCGCUGCAGGAUAUCUACACCUGCCUACCCGGGAGAGGGCUCUUCGCCAACGGUUCCUGUGCAGACAUCAAGAAGGUUGAGGCUUGGCAGGUCCUGAAGCACCUGCGGCAUCUGAACUUCACCAACAACAUGGGGGAGCACGUGAACUUCGAUGAGUGUGGAGACCUGAUGGGGAACUACUCCAUCAUUAACUGGCACCUCUCCCCAGAGGACGGCUCCAUCAUGUUUAAGGAAGUCGGAUAUUACAACGUCUAUGCCAAGAAGGGAGAAAGACUCUUCAUCAACGAGGAGAAGAUCCUGUGGAGUGGGUUCUCCAGGGAGGUGCCCUUCUCCAACUGCAGCCGAGACUGCCUGGCCGGGACCAGGAAAGGGAUCAUUGAGGGGGAGCCCACCUGCUGCUUCGAGUGUGUGGAGUGCCCUGAUGGGGAGUACAGCGAUGAGACAGAUGCCAGUGCCUGUGACAAAUGCCCGGAUGACUUCUGGUCCAAUGAGAACCACACGUCCUGCAUCGCCAAGGAGAUCGAGUUUCUAUCAUGGACGGAGCCCUUUGGUAUUGCACUCACCCUCCUCGCUGUGCUGGGCAUUUUCCUGACAGCCUUUGUGCUGGGCGUCUUCAUCAAGUUCCGCAACACACCCAUCGUCAAGGCCACCAACCGCGAGCUCUCCUACCUCCUCCUCUUCUCCCUGCUCUGCUGCUUCUCCAGCUCUCUAUUCUUCAUCGGCGAGCCCCAGGACUGGACGUGCCGCCUGCGCCAGCCGGCCUUUGGCAUCAGCUUCGUGCUCUGCAUCUCGUGCAUCCUGGUGAAGACCAACCGCGUCCUGCUGGUGUUUGAGGCCAAGAUCCCCACCAGCUUCCAUCGCAAGUGGUGGGGGCUCAACCUACAGUUCCUGCUGGUUUUCCUCUGCACCUUCAUGCAGAUCGUCAUCUGUGGCAUCUGGCUCUACACCGCGCCCCCCUCGAGCUACCGCAACCACGAGCUGGAGGAUGAAAUCAUCUUCAUCACAUGCCAUGAGGGCUCACUCAUGGCACUGGGCUUCCUGAUCGGCUACACCUGCCUGCUGGCUGCCAUCUGCUUCUUCUUUGCCUUCAAGUCCCGGAAGCUGCCCGAGAACUUCAACGAGGCCAAGUUCAUCACCUUCAGCAUGCUCAUCUUCUUCAUCGUCUGGAUCUCCUUCAUUCCCGCCUACGCCAGCACCUACGGCAAGUUCGUGUCUGCCGUGGAGGUGAUCGCCAUCCUGGCUGCCAGCUUCGGCUUGCUGGCCUGCAUCUUCUUCAACAAGGUCUACAUCAUCCUUUUCAAGCCGUCCCGUAACACCAUCGAGGAGGUGCGCUGCAGCACAGCCGCUCACGCUUUCAAGGUGGCAGCCCGGGCCACACUGCGACGCAGCAACGUCUCCCGCAAGCGCUCCAGCAGCCUGGGGGGCUCCACGGGCUCCACGCCCUCCUCCUCCAUCAGCAGCAAGAGCAAUAGCGAAGACCCCUUCCCACAGCCCGAGAGGCAGAAGCAGCCGCCGCCGCUGGCUCUGCCCCAGCAGCAGCAGCAGCAGCAGCAUCAGCAGCAGCAACCCAGGUGCAAGCAGAAGGUCAUCUUCGGCAGUGGCACGGUCACCUUCUCUCUGAGCUUUGACGAGCCUCAGAAGAACGCCAUGGCUCCCAGGAAUUCCAUGCACCGGAAUUCCCUGGAGGCCCAGAAAAGCAACGAUACCCUGACCAGGCACCAGGCAUUACCCCCACUGCAGCGUGGGGAGACAGACUCGGAACUGAUGGCCCAGGAGACAGGCCUGCAAGGGCCUAUGGGUGGGGACCACCGGCCAGAGACCAAGGCCCCUGAAGAGUUGCCCCCAGCGCUCGUGGUGUCCAGCUCACGGAGCUUUGUCAUCAGCGGUGGAGGAAGCACUGUCACAGAAAACAUACUGCGCUCCUAAGGUGCAUGUGGAAGGCCAGUCCAAGAGGAGCCCUGCAAGGCUGCCUGGGAUCCCAGCAAUGAGGAAGCGCCCGGCACCCCUUCCCUCUGAGGAAGAAGGAGUGAUGGACACAGCCAGGGCCCGGAAGCGAGUUGCCCCGUUUGCAAUGAGAGUGGAUGGACUAAGGUUGACGGUAGCAUUAAAAAAAGAAAAGCCGUGUGUUUCUGUAGUGGCAGAUUCCAGAUGGCCAUAGUCAGAUUCGCUGUUCCCUCACCUCCGAUGUCUCCUCCUCUGUCCCCCACCCCUCACCUGACACACACACCCCACAACUGAACGACAAAACCAAGGCUUUGCGCUACUCAACGGCUCCCUCCUUUUUGGUUUCAACAUUAAAAUGCUUGCCCUGAAGAUCAUGGCCAGCCCGGUCCAGAGGCAAAACUGUGUAGACUGACAUCAGCUUUUCCUGUGCUAGAGUUCAGAUUUUGAGAGGCAGAGUGUCACCAGGGCUGCCAGCGUAACGACAAUGGAAAGAACUUAAAAUGUUCGAAACCACAGUGGGAACGUGCCCCAUCCUAUUCCUGAAAACCGUGUGAUAUGUGCGGUUGGUCUCCCUCCUACCAGCUACUACUAGCGCGUGACCUUGGGAAAGUGUGCGUCCUCCCUGCUGCCGUGUGUCUGGUUCUGUCCGGAAUGUGACAGUGACGCUGGGUUUUGAUUCCAGGAUCACCAGGGCCGCCUCCAGUGGUUGGGAAGGAGCUGCUUGGAUCCAGUGAGCUGUAUCUGCAAUUAAUGUUGCUAUCUGUAGCUCUGUCCUUAAGAACACACUCCUGAUGUGAUGUCCCCUGGACAAUACAACCCGAGAAGAGUCACAGGCUGGCCUCUACAACGCAGUAUUAUUGAGCUCCACAGUCCUCCCUCGUCACCCCCUCACCCACCUGAGCUGAGCCCCUUGUUCGCCUUUGCAGGGUCCUGGGGAUCCUGAAGCUCCCCUUUCCCUGACUCAAAGCAGCUCAGCGGCUGACUCCGUGGAGAGGGAGCUUCCGGUUGUUGGCCGCCUAACCAUUGCUGAGUAAGAAAGAGAGCCCCACCCACCCGGUGCCAUGGCGACGUCCCCCCAGCAAUGGAGUUCACCUCCUCGGAUGUGACCUCUCAGCAAGCAGACCCUGGAGCCAAGGAGACUGAGGUCAAGCCCUGGACUGGUCACUGGCAUGCUGAGUGGUGACAGGCAGGGAAGUUGCACCUCUCUGAGCUCCCCCCUGUUUCAUUUCUAACACGGGGGUGGCAAUCACCCUCCUCGUGCAGAGCUCUUCUGUGGAUUGAGAUAAUGUGUGUACUGCAGCGUGGUGCCUGGCCCAUAAUAAG
Messenger RNA from Oryctolagus cuniculus (rabbit), 5230 nucleotides. It is a transcript of the gene CASR, whose product is annotated as calcium sensing receptor. Gene Ontology annotation, molecular function: G protein-coupled receptor activity; calcium ion binding. Lineage: Eukaryota; Metazoa; Chordata; Mammalia; Lagomorpha; Leporidae. Gene Ontology annotation, cellular component: plasma membrane. Gene Ontology annotation, biological process: detection of calcium ion; intracellular calcium ion homeostasis; G protein-coupled receptor signaling pathway. The record is from RefSeq and is a predicted model, not a curated record.